This is a messenger RNA of Ustilago hordei, 2622 nucleotides long. RefSeq lists its product as uncharacterized. The record is from RefSeq and is a predicted model, not a curated record. Gene Ontology annotation, biological process: epoxide metabolic process. Bases 1 to 2622 code for a protein of 873 amino acids. Gene Ontology annotation, molecular function: epoxide hydrolase activity. Lineage: Eukaryota; Fungi; Basidiomycota; Ustilaginomycetes; Ustilaginales; Ustilaginaceae. The transcript has a single exon.
AUGGUGCAGCUAGAUACCGCCGUCCCCUCGUCGGUCGACAUGCUUCUCUUGGGCUCAGGAUGGACUGCGUCUUUCCUCAUCCCUCUUCUGGAACACACACGAGUUCGCUAUGCCUAUACCUCCCGGUCUCCACCCGACGAGAAGAAUCCAGACGACGACCACAAGAUUCAAUUUGAGCUGACGGAUCCUGUCACAAUAGACUCACUUCGUCCACUGCCUCGUGCCUCUACUGUCGUCAUCAUCUUCCCCAUCAAGAAUCUGCAGCAAGUUGACGACCUUGUUUAUGAGUAUGAAGAGCUUCAUGGACGCACGCGCUGGAUCCAGCUCGGCAGCACUGGUAUCUGGGGAUCCGGAAGAAACACUUCUGCCUCUCCUGUUGAUCUCACAAACGCACGUGCUGCUGCCGAGCAAAGACUUCUCGACAUCACCGCUACCCAUAGUCUCCACAGAAAGGGCGCCCCAGUAGGACGAGCCGCCAUUCUCAACCUCGCUGGUCUCUACGGUGGACAACGCCAACCCAGAAACUUUGCUUCCCGCAUCGGCGCAACCAAAGAGAUGCUCGCUCUUAAGGGCAGCGUCCACUUUGUGCAUGGCCAAGACGUAGCUAGGGCCAUCCUGCUGCUACAUCAAAGUAAGUCGGUAGGCUGGGGACAUCGGUGGAUCGUUUCCGAUUCGCGCGUCUACGACUGGUGGCCGCUUUUCAGCUUCCUUCGUCCAGCAUUUCCUGACCAUCCAGAUGACAGUCCCGAAACUGCUCAACGCUGGGUCAAGGAGCUGGUCGAGGAGAAUCACAUUCGCAUUCUGCCUCGUCCCAUCGCAAACAAACCAGAUCAGCGCUUGCCGCACUACCUCGAGCGUGGUCUCGAUGGCCACGAGUUCUGGAGCCUCUUCAACACUAAACCUCACGUCGACUCGGUCUACAAAGGUGGUGAACACGGCUUCCUACCCAGAGCAUCGCCACUCCACUCCCACACUGCCAAUGUUAGCAGCGAUGCGCAUCUCGAAAAAGGCAAACUGGCGGCACGCGAUGCCCGCGAUGCCCGCGAUGCCCGCGAUGACAAGCUAAUAGGCUCCAGUACCCAGUCUUUUUUUGUUCGAGACUUUGACCCUACGAUUGCUCAAGAGAGCAUCGACGAGUUGAUCCAAUGCAUUGAGAACGAUGCACAGCGCAAGCUUCCGACGAGAGCCGCCUUUGAGGGUGAAUACGAACGCUUCGGUCUCACCCACGACCGCUUCUGUGAGCUACGCGAUGCAUGGAUUCCUUUCCUUCGCUCCGAUCCUGCCUCAUCUGCAUCCGAGAACGAUCAGUGCCAGACGGCUGGACGUACCAGCACCAGUAGUCGAGCAGGUCCAGAUCACGAUACGUGGGCAGCCGAACAGGCUCGCAUCACCUCUUUCUCCCACUACAAGGUGCUCAUCGAAGACGUCGAUCUCCACUUCAUCCACGAGCGCGCCAAUCCCCCUGCCUCAGGCAGCAACAUCAAAUUCAUCCCUCUUCUUCUGCUUCAUGGCUGGCCUGGCUCUUUCCACGAGUUUUUGGACAUCAUCAAGCCGCUCGCCCACCCGGGCAACUUGACUCCAGUCCACUUUGACGUCGUUGUCCCCUCCCAUCCCGGCUACAUCUUCUCCAGUGCAGCUGGUGGGUUCGCCAGGGACUCGCGAUCAGGAAAGCUCGUCGGCACCCAUUCCGGGCCGGAUGGCGACAUGCUCGUCAAGGAUGUCGCCCGCAUCAUGCAUAAGCUCAUGACCACGCUCGGCUAUCACAACUAUGCCAUCCAGGCUGGUGAUUGGGGCGCUGCCGUGCUUCGUAGCAUGGCUAUUCAGUUCCCCAACAACGUGCGAGCCGUCCACCUCAACUUUUGUCCGGCACAGGGUCCCAACAUUGUUCUGCCUGUUCUCGGUCGACAAUUGACGCCUCACUGGAUCUUGCAGAUGCCCCAGAUGGUUUCCAAGCAGCGAUAUUCUCGCAAAGCGCUCGGAGUCUUUGAGAGCUGGAGUCAAGGCGAAAUCUCACGGUCUCUUUGCGGCACAGGCGCAUUCAUAGGCAAGGCAGCCGAGGUGAUAGCAGAAGCGGCCUGGAGGGUGGUGUCCCUGCUCAGUCUAGGCUCGAUCCCUGGGCCCCUUUCACGUGAUGAGCGUCAAAGCUUGAACAGAGGCUUGCAAUUCACUGCUACCGGUAGUGCCUAUGCGGCAAUGCAUGCUACCAAGCCCUCAACGCUAGGUCUUGUGCUAUCUCGCUCUCCGCUCUCCACGCUCGCUUGGGUCGGGGAAAAAAUGCACGCCUGGACCGACAUCACACCUGACCCUUCCAUCAUCCUGGCCAACAUCACCCUCUACGAGUUGACUGACACCAUUGCUGGCUCCUUUUACCCGUACCGCAACCGAGAUCCCCGAGGUCCAUCGCAGAUCGCGAGCGACCCGAGCAACUACAUUCAGCAACCCACAGGAUACUCGAGCUUCCCAAUGGAGAUCAUCCAGUCGCCCAGGUCGUUUGUCAAGGCCAGUGUCAAUCUGAGGUGGUACAAACGUCACUACCAGGGAGGCCACUUUGCAGCUCUUGAACAGCCUGCAGCGCUCGCCGAGGACAUAGCUGAUUGCUUUGCCGAGAUCUGGCCUUUUUAG